Molecule: messenger RNA, 276 nt
Organism: Trichomonas vaginalis G3
Lineage: Eukaryota; Parabasalia; Trichomonadida; Trichomonadidae
Exons: 1
Coding region: 1-276 (91 amino acids)
Source: RefSeq, a predicted model, not a curated record
AUGCCACGUCAAAAUGGCAAAAUUGAACGCCUCUGGCCAUCACUGGACAAAAAUGCUCCAAAGCCUUCAGAAUUUGAGAGCAUCAAUCAGGAAUUGGAAGAAUUCAGGCAAAAAUACAAUGACAUGCCACAUGGCGCUCAUCCAAAAAUUGGAGUUCGACCAUACACUCCAAGAGAGGUUUACAACAAAUUUAAGAAAUGGACCAAGGAAGAUAAACCGCUCUGGAAAAAAUGUGUUAAUAAGCAGUGGGAAGUUGAAGAGAUUCCAAACUAUUGA